Messenger RNA from Prunus armeniaca (apricot), 459 nucleotides. The record is from the annotation of a GenBank genome assembly. Lineage: Eukaryota; Viridiplantae; Streptophyta; Magnoliopsida; Rosales; Rosaceae.
AUGGUGAAAUUGCUCAAAGGAAACUUGGAGAAUGUGGAUCUCAACUCGCCAAUGUUAAGGUACUUGUGCGCUCAAUCUCAGAGUCAGUCGUCGUCGCCACCUCUUGCCGCUCUCGCCUUUGGAGAAUCUGAGAGGUCACAACCUUCGAUAGUUUAUAGAACACCGAUGAGAGGGGUGCAGAGGGAGGAGGUUCUGGUCAUGGAUGGUGUUUCAGUCGUUGAAGGAGGAAGGAGCUCAAGGUCUACUUCUGAUAUGUCGUCAUCUUCUUCUUCUUCGGAUUCUUCAGGGAAGAUUCUGUACAAGACCGACCUUUACAUGUCCUGGGAGGAUUCUGGAAGCUGCCGCUACACCUCCAAAGGCCAGGGAGAGACAGAGCAAAAGAGAGAGAAAGAUAGGGAUUUGGAUUUGGAUUUUUUAUUUUUAACAGAUUCUUACAUUUACUUCACAUUAAGGAAUUGA